Molecule: messenger RNA, 10673 nt
Organism: Lagopus muta (rock ptarmigan)
Lineage: Eukaryota; Metazoa; Chordata; Aves; Galliformes; Phasianidae
Gene: MAP4
Product: microtubule associated protein 4
Exons: 22
Coding region: 228-7361 (2377 amino acids)
Biological process (GO): microtubule cytoskeleton organization; neuron projection development
Cellular component (GO): neuron projection
Molecular function (GO): microtubule binding
Source: RefSeq, a predicted model, not a curated record
UGCUCACACUCCUCCUGUUCAGAUGGCCUCCAGCUGUCCUCUCCCAGGUGGAGCAGCAGUGCUUGGAGCAGCUGCAGCUCGCUUCCUUAUCUGCUUGGGUCCACGUUAGGCCCUGCUUCUGCAGCAGGAAUAGCUUCAGAGUGCGUGCUGUCAUCCAGAGCCUGCUGGGUCUGCUGUGCUGCGAGGGCCCUUGGCUGCAGAAGCUCAGGUUGCACAGGUGCUAAGCCAUGGCUGACUUGGAUCACAGCCUCAGCCUUGCGGAUGCUCUGACAGAGCCACCUCCUGAGAUUGAGGAGGAGGUGAAACGGGACUUCAUUGCCACGCUGGAAGCGGAGAAGUUUGACGACGUGGUUGGAGAGACGGUGGACAAAACAGAUUAUGUGCCUCUGCUGGACGACGACGAUGCAGGGAGCCAGGAACCAAAAAGCAAAGCCCACGCUGACGGCAUUCAGGUGGAACAUCCUUCAGCCGCUGGGCCAACUGUAAUAGAAAAUGGUGACCAUGGGAUGGAAGAUCACCGCCCAGUGUUCCCGGGAGAAAUCAUGGAUGAAAAGCUGUCCUACAAAGAGUUCCUCGACCGCAACGACACGUGGGCCAUGGAUGACAGAGAUCUGUGCUUUGAGCCACAGCCUGUGUUCAAACCCAUGGAGAUGGCAGACCCCUUUGGUGUGCACCGAGCGGAGAACCUGCCAGACCUGUCCUUUCCUCCUGACAUGAAGAAUGUGCAGCUCUUCACAGACCAUGCUGACGCUUCCACAGACAUCCAUGUGCCACAUGGGUCUGUGAUGGUGCCCCAGCAACCUUUCCUGGGGUCCCCCUAUUGCCCUGCAGAGGUCUUGGACCCAUCAGCCUUCAUGGGCCUCGAUUCAGCUGCACCAUUUCUGCAAGACAAAGCAGUGCCUGAAGAUCAUUGGAUGGGAGCUCAGCAUUACGCAAAGGGACCGGAUGCCUCUUUCUUUGCUGAGCCCCCAGUGCCCCCCACAGCCCUGGAAGCAGAAGUGCUGACUGUGCCGGAGUGCCCUGCAGCAGCAGCUCCUUACUUUGUUCCUACGGCGUUAGCAGCAUCUCCAGCAGAAGCCGAAGCUGCCGAGGCACCACAAGCAGAUGCUGAGAGUGUUGUUGCCUCGGAUGCAGAGCAAGCUGGGCCCAUCCUGGCAGGGGACACGAAGCCUCCUCAUGCUGUGGAUGCUGGAUCUGUGCCUCCAGCAGAAGCUGAGCCCCCACAGGGCACGGAUGUGGGCUUUGCCCCUGCAGCAGAGGCCAAACCUCCCAGUGCUGCUGCUGCAUCCACCCCAGUGCUGGAUGCUGCCUGGAGCCCAGCUGCAGACGCUCAGCCCCAUAGCGCCGUGGGUUUGGAGUUCUCCCCAGCAGCAGAUAUGGAUCCUCACCAUGCUGUGGAUCUGACAUUUGCCCCCACAGCUGAUGCUGAGUCUCAUCGUGCUGCAGAUUCAGAGUUUACCUUUCCAGCAGAAGUGGACCAUCUUCACGCUAUGGAUUCCAGCACUGCUCCAGCACUGGAUGCCAAACCUUCUCCUGUAGAUUCAAGUUUUGUCUCUGCACCAGAAGCAAAGUCUGUCUGUGCAGCUGACACCGAAGUCACUGCACUGGAAGAGCUGGUGACAUCUGAGCCCUCUGCUGAGCGAGACGAGUCCCCCUCCCACGAAGCUCCUGCAGAAACAACUGUAAGCAUGGAACAAGAACCAAAAGCCCCCGAGGGUUACGUUGAUGUUUCAUUAGAGAAAGCGAAGGAUGGCUCACCGUCUGCCAGCCACCACGCUGAGCACCUUCCAGCACCAACCAACCACGUCCCAGAACCCACAGUUCCAGUAGAAACAAAAGAAGACACAGCACUAGAAAACAAAGAGCUCCCUUCAGAGCAGAGUGUCACUGCUGUGGAUGUGCCUGCAGUGGAGCAACGGAAGGAGGAGGCUGAGCAGAACCACAUCCAGCACACGGAGCCCCCGCAAGAAGCAGCCCUGCGAGAGCCUGCAGGUCCGCCUCCUGCACAAAUGAGGCAAGCUAACAAACCGAGUGGACGCGGGGUUGGCCGAGCGCAGCCUGCCCUGCUGCCCACUGCAGAUGGAGCAGAGGAGCACCCCGUAGGUCCCCCGCAGCAGAAGAGCUCUGAGCCUGGAGCAGAGCAGUGCUGUGCUGCAGAGCUGCCAUGUGCUGCCGGAGCUGCCCUGCACGGCACGGCUGCAGCCAGGAGGGCGGCGGAGCCUCUCCCAGAGCUCAGGCAGAGCUGCAGAGAUGCGCCGCGGGAGAGCUGGGACAUGGAAGGAGCUCUGGCCAUGGGCAAGAAGAAGAAAAAGAAACCGAAGCAAAGGAGGAACCAUCUGCCAAGAGCUGUGGAGUUCUGGGAUGAAAACACGGCUGUCUGCAGAGCUCCUAAGAGUUCUCCGUUGGCUGUUGAGGUGCAAAAAGCAGCCGUUGGGCCCAGCGUGCAUGCAGAGCUGUUGGUUGCCUCAGGAAACAGAGCUUCAGAUGUGCCAAAGGAUGCUGCAGUGAUGACUGGGAGUCACAUCCUGGAUGAUCCAAAGGGCCGUGUUGUGCCAGCGCCGGGCCGGCAGGGCACCAAGAGCAGCGCGCCGUUCAAAUCAGUGCUGGAUGAGAAAAAUAGAGACAUCACAAGAGCAGAGGAAAUGAGAGCUGACAGCUCGAUGGUGCAGUGCGAAGGGAAAGGAAAGGUGCCCUCAGAGCAGAGAGGAGAGGCUGAGGUGGGGGAGCCCAUAGCAGCAGAGGUGCCAGCCACGUCUGUGGGAAGAUUUCCUGAUAGAGAUGGGAAGAGGGAAGGUGGGGAGCCAGCGUGGGCUGAGCUGAAGGCAUCUCCUUCAGCAGCCAUCGAUAUAAGCAAGGUAGAAACUCCUUCAGAGAUCAAACCUUCCCAAAUUCUCCCUUCUGAUAAAGAUAAGGAUGCUAAGGGUGUACCUCCCAAGCACAGAGCACCCAGUGAUACCAGCUGCGAGCUUCAGGCUUCCAAUGGGUCACUGGGAGAAGCAGCGCAGGAGAGUGGUGAGCAAAACAAAGAGCUGAGCAAUGGAUCCUUCCAGGCACCUCCUCCAGCCCCAUCCACCCUGCUUCCCAACAAGCCAAGGGCAGCAGAUGGAGCUAAGCUGGCAUCCCCCAGUGAGCGCGAGGCCGUUGGCUUAAGUUCUUCUGAGGGAGUACUGAAGAGCCCAGCAGAUGCCACCAAAGUGUCUGUUACACCAUUAAUGGCUCAGAACCCUGAGGGAGGCACUGCUCUGCAGAACAGGAAGGCUGAUGGUUCUGAGCAGCCAGCUCAAAUGGAAGGCAGAGCUGCUCCUGCUGAGGCAGCACGCGGAGGUACAGCAGCGUAUUCCCCUGACAGAAACAAAGGGAAUGGGUUUAUUGCAGAGGAGCAGCAGACUGGAAGAGACCUCGGCGUUGCACACGGGAUGGACAGACCUAAAAAAAAGCGCAGUGAAGGGAAAGGCAGGAAAGUGAGAGGUUUCUCUGAGGGUCUGGAGGAUGCGGGCACUGAUGGAGUGAGGAUGGGGGAGGUGAUGAGGGAAAGGCCUUUCCCUGAUAAAGGCAGGGAGGGAGGUUAUUCUGCCAGGGGACACUGGGCAGACAAGCCCAAAAAGAGAGGUAACGAUGGGAGGAGUAAAAGAGGAGAAAAAAGCUUUUUCCAGCAGCCUUUUGUGGAGAGUAAGAUGGGCCUUAAUAGCUCUCCUGACAGAGCUGGCACAGCUCAGGAGGUCAGCCAUGAGAGGGGCUGUGUCACUGCUGUGUGCUUCCAGGAGAACACGUUGGAUGUAACUGCAGCACAAAGGCCCAUUGAGGGAGUAACAGAGGAGCCCAGAGAAAAUGCUGGGAAAUGUGAGAUGGCUGAGCUGGGGGCUUUGGGCCAACAGUUCCUUCCAGCGGGUAGGAGAGAUGAUACAAAGCAUCUCGCCGUGGCUGACACCGUCAGCAAAACAAAGGAGGUCAAUGUUGUGGGUGAGGGCAGAGAGGCUGGAGAUGCUUCUCCAGGUGGAUGGGUUGGGGUGGGUUCUGAGGCAGACAAACGUAGGAAAAGGUGUAGUGAUGGGAAAAGGAAAAGGAGUGAGAAAGGUCCUUCUGGGCUGAUGGCUGUCCUGGACACUGGGGUGGGAGCUGUUCCAAGCAAAGAGAAGGGCACUGAGGAAAUGAAGGCAAUGGCCUCUGGGAAAGAGAAGGUGCCUGGUUCUGAAAGAGGGGUUUUGCUGGAGCACGUGACAGCUGUAGCAAAGGAGGUGUUGGAAAAGCCCGAAGGAGAGGGUCGAAGUUUCUCUCAUCAGCCAGUUCUUCCAGGCCAUAAAACAGAGCCAGAAAUAGGCAAUGCUAAUGAAACGUGGCGCAGUGCUAAGUGCAAGGAGACAGAUGUCCAUCCAGCAGAGCACAGGGCAGACACAGUGAUGGCACGUGGUCCCACCACGGAGAUGGAGGCAGACAGACCUGAGGAAAAAGGCAGAGAGGCUGAGGGUGGCCGUGGGCAGUCUGUAGCACCAGGUCUGGGUAUUAUCCCUGCCGUGGGUGGAGAGGUGGGAAAUGCUCAACAAGUUCAGCCUAAAGAGAACAAUUUCAGUGCUUCAGUAGGUCUGCCAGGUGACACAAGUGAUGCUACUAAAGCACAAGCUGCUGCUGUACCUCUGGAGCCAGAGAAGCUGAGGACAAGGGAUAAAGAGAGAUGCCAAGGGGCAGAGGUUGGCCCAGAGCUCCUCCUGGAGCCCAGCACAGGAGCAGAGUUGUGUCCUCCCCCUGGCAGCAGGGCAGUCAGCCUUCCUGGUGCAGAGCAUCCUGCAGAGGUGGAUCGCAGCUCAUCCGAGAGAUCUAAAAAGAGAGGUAGUGAGGGAGGAGGUAAAAAGCCCAAGGCUGGCCCUGAGCAGCCACCCGUGGGGCCUGAGAUGGAGUCUGGGAUGGAAGAAAUGGGCUUUGUAGAUGAGAACAGAAAUAUUAGUUUCCCCAUCGGCCCUCAAACGCUUUGGGAUAAUCAGGGAAACCACGUGGAGUCCUUGGCCUGGGGGGCACAUGGGGGGCUGCCUUCAGCUGGAGUGGCAGUGGAGGAGAGCAGGAAGGAGCCCGGAUCCGGCGAUGGGAAGGAGGUGUGCAGCCAAACACUGCCUGUGCAACCCAUGGGUGUGGGGCACGAAGAGCCUGGGAAAGAGGGGCCAAAGAAAGGGGAGGAUGGAGCCAAAGAGCCCGCUGCCCAGUGCGGCUUGGAGGCAGAUGCACCGCUUUCUUCUGCUCGUUCAGCACAGCGAGGCGUUCAGUCAAGAAAGGAUGAAGUUCUGCUUUCUCCUGUGGCGAAGGCAGAUGAUAAAGGGACUGAUAAAAAGCAAAGCGGUGCCAGCACUGCCUCUGCCCUUCCCCGGGAGGAGGUGGAUGCACAGCACUGCCCGGCACCCGGCGGUGCCCGAGGGGUGGGGGAAGAAGGAGGGGUCCCCUCUGGGGAGAAGGGUGCCGUGGCAGUUGGGAACGAAGCAUUGCAGGCUGCAGUGGAAGGGCUGAUGGGGAAGGACAGCGGGGGGAACGGCAUGGGUGCAGCCAUGGAGAGCGGCCAGCAUCCGCCUGGGUGGGGAGCUGAAGCGGAGGCGCCUGCUGUGGGUCCGACUGCUGCCCCAACAUCCCACAUCCACCCCGAGGAUGGCGGCGACGUUCAGCGCCGAACCGCAGAAGGCGAUGCUGGAGCAGCCCGCCCUGCUCAGGAACAAGAAGAACCUGACCCAAGAGCUGCCCCAGAGGCAAAGAAGGAGCGAGCGAAAGGCGCAGAGCAGCUGAAGGGCUACAUGAGACCCACCAAGGCCAGAGGGCAGCCCGCGCUGCCGGCCCGGCCCGCUGCUCCGGAUGGGGAGAAGCAGAGGCAGCUGAGAGGCAGCGCUGUGAGCCGGCCCAGGCAAGGCAAAGCAAAACCAGAGGAGCCCAAGGCAGCCGACGCCGUGACAGGGAACGACAUCACAGCACCCCCCAACAAGGAGCUGCCCCCGAGCCCCGAGAAGAAGACAAAGCCUGCAGCAUCCACACCAGCAGCAAAGCCCACGGCAACGAAAGCCAGGCCCGCGGCCGCCACCAGCCCCAAACGGCCGGCCUCUGCCACUCCUGGCCCCCACAAAAAGCCCACCAGCCCCACGGCGGGCCCUCCUGCCACCACCACUCCCAAGCGCCCGGCCAGCAGCGCCACGCGGCCCUCCACCCUCACUCCAAAAGAGAUUAAGCCAAAGGUCACAGAUGCAAAGAGCCCAGAUAAGAAGACCUUGCUCUCAAAGCCUCCAUCAUCUGCUGCUCCUCGUGCUGCUGCCCGGAGCACCGCUGCCACUCCUCGGACAACGGCCACCUCCCCUGUGACUGCAGCUGCUGGGGCAAAGAGCACCACUGCCUCCCCUCCCAAGAGGCCAACAUCCAUCAAGACCGAUGCAAAGCCUGCAGAUGCCAAGAAGGCCACAGCGAAGUCCCCGUCAGCAGACCUGGCCCGCCCUAAGAGCGCUGCUGGAAGUGCUGUCAAGAGCAGUUCCACCACCACCACCAGCACCACCAGCACUGCAGCUGUGCCCAGCGCCGCCGCCAGCCGCCCCAAACCCAAACCUGCAGCAGCCAAACCCACCGCCGCCUCCAGCGCCGCCGCGGAUGCAAAGAAACCACCUGCAAAGGCUGCAACCAAACCCAGCGCUGCCCCCAAAGCUCUGCGCCCCACCAGCAGUGCUGCUGCUCCAGACCUGAAAAACGUCCGUUCCAAAAUCGGCUCGACGGAUAACAUCAAGCACCAGCCUGGAGGAGGAAAGGGGAAGGUAGAGAAAAAGCCAGAAUCAACCGUUGCUGCCCGAAAGUCUGAGCCCAAUGCGGUCCCUAAAAUGGCUCCAACUAAAACAGCUGUAACAAAAGAGGGUGUCCCCAAACAGCCCAAUGGGAAAGUCCAGAUAGUCUCCAAAAAAGCGAACUACAGCCAUGUUCAGUCCAAGUGUGGUUCCAAGGACAAUAUUAAGCAUGUCCCUGGAGGUGGGAAUGUGCAGAUCCAGAACAAGAAAGUGGACCUCUCCAAAGUGUCCUCCAAGUGCGGCUCGAAAGCAAAUAUUAAGCAUAAGCCAGGGGGAGGAGAUGUCAAAAUCGAGAAUCAGAAGCUGAACUUCAAGGAGAAGGCCCAAGCCAAAGUGGGUUCUCUGGACAACGUGGGACACUUGCCAGCAGGAGGAACAGUGAAGAUUGAAUCCCACAGGCUGACGUUCCGUGAGAAGGCGAAGGCGCGCACCGACCACGGAGCGGACAUCGUCGUCGCCUCCAAACCCCCCACCCUCCCCAGCAGCACCUCUGCCAGCGACAGCCCGGCCUCCCCGGCACCGCCGCAGCCGCCGGCUCUCCCCGCCGCGCUCCCACAGCAAGGCUUGUGACCCCCCGCCCCGCGCCCCGUAACGCAGCUUGGCUCUCUUCACGCGGCCUCCGGCUUCACGCGGGACGGGGAUUUGCCCAGCGGCCCCCUCCCUUUGGCUUUGGGGGUUUGGGGGUCAGUGCUGUGCUGUCCUGGGGGCUCCGGGGGGAGCGCGGUGGCGGCCGGGCCGAGUUAAUAGGGAUAAGCUGUGAUUUCUUUCUUUUUAAGAGAACCCCCUUUUCCUCCUCGCUGCUUCGUUCCCUGACCCCAUUGACGCUGUUACCACACACAUUAGGGCUGUUUUAACUGUUGACUUUUACCUUUUAUUCUUUGUGACGACGUGUUGAUGAUGAUUUAUCGUGCUACAAACCCACACCGAGGCUCCUUUCCUCCUUCCUUAACCAUAGCAGAGUAGGGACAUUAACCGCUGCUGCAGUGCUGCUUCUUACUGACAUAUCCAGCAGUCGUAACUUUUGUUGUUGGUUGGUUGUUUUGUUUUCUUUUUUUUUUAAUAAUAUUUUAAAAACGAUGGAGCAAAUUCAUGGGAUUAAGCCAUGUCCGAAAGCGAAAGGCGUAGGGAUGUGUUGAAGGAAAGCUUCUUGGUGAGCAGCUCAGGCAGAGCUGUGUUGGCUGCAGCCAGACGCGUUGCAUUGGUGCCAGCCCUGCUGUGCGGCGACGUUGGGUUGGCUGUCGGUUGGAUUUUGGCUGGUUGUUGGGUGUUGGUUGGCUGUUGGCUUUUGGUUGUUGGUUGGUUGUUGAUUGCUGGUUGGCUGUUGGUUGUUGGUUGGUUGGUUGUUGGUUGGCUGUUGGUUGUUGGUUGGCUGUUGGCUGUUGGUUGGCUGUUGGUUGGUUGUUGGCUGUUGGUUGGCUUUUGGCUGGUUGUUGGUUGCUGGUUGGCUGUUGGUUGCUGGCUGUUGGUUGCUGGUUGGCUGUUGGUUAGUUGUUGGUUGGUACAGCCCAGCUAGGGCUCAUUCGGGCUGGAGGCUGAGCACGAGCUGUGCAGCUCUGUGGGCUCCUGGGCAGCUCCAUGGCUUUGGGGCAGCUCUGUGGGUUCUGGGAAACCCCAUGGUUGCAGGGCUUGGAGUGGGGCCGGGAAGUGCAGAGGGUUUGUGGCUGUGAGACGGGGAGGUGAGCUGCUGCGUGAGGCCAGAGCUCCUCGUUCCGUGUUUGCAAAUGACACUAAAAAAAAGAUGAGAUGUAAAUAAAAGAAAAAGAUAAAAAAUAAUAAUAAUAAUAAUAAACCAGAAAAGCCGUUCUUGGGUCGUCGAAGUAAUUUAAAGAGAAAAAAAAAAAAGCAAAAAAAAAAAGCAGAAUAAUGAAACACUGGGAUCAAAGUCAAUGGAGGGGAGCAGGCGCCGCCGGGGGCUGCGCGGAGGGGCGGAGGGAAGCUGAUGGCUUCUCAGCUUUGUGGGAACGGUUCUUGGGGAAGCCGACAACGACACGAUAACCCGGAAUCUGUAUUUACACACAAAGAUUCUUAUUGCACUUGUAUUUUUUAUAUUAAAGUUUGCAUGAUUUCUAAUAAAAUGGCAUUAAAAUGUACUAGUUUGCAUCCAAGUCGUCUGCUAGUUUCAUAAGUGCUUUUUUUUUCCUCUGGAUACAAAUUGAAACGAGCAAUGCAGAUUUGCACCUGAGCGGGGCGGUUAUAUAUACCCACAGCCCUGCUGCCUUCCUCCUCCUCCUCCUCCUCCUCCUCUUCACCACCUCCCCCCUGUGCCCCCCCAGCUCCACUGAGCUCCUCCUGCCCCUCUCCCCCCCCCGGCCUCCUGCACACCCCCCAGUAUAUAUCACUGCCCCUCCGCUGAUGCUUCCUUCUUUCCAUUGCUAAAUUCUGAACACCAGAGCUCCAUCUCUGCAAUCCAUCGAUACGUAUUUUUUAUUUCUAUUUUUUUUCUUAGUUUUUUUCCAGCACUUUUGGAAUAGGGCUGUUGGAAAGAGGGGGCUCAGGGCAGCUCAGCCCCUCCGCCUCACCUCCCAGAGCCGGACCGGAGCGCGUGUGGGGCCGGUGCUGCUCUGAGUCCCCAUAGAGGCAGACGUGGCCCCACUCAGCUCCAGCACUGCUGUAGGAAAGCGAUGGCAACGCUGCACUUUAUCUUUGCACUGCGUUGGGUCGCUGCUGAACCGCCGCAGCGCUGUGGGUCGCUGUGCUCACUGUGCGACGGCUGCGGUGCCGCUCGGGGCAGCGCUGAUGUCGGGAGGCGGCUGCAUGCAGUGCGUUGGGUUUUGGCCGUGCAUGGAGGCUGCUGGGGGCAGAGCAGGACAGGGAGCGGUGCCUGGAGCUGCCCGAGGGCCUCUGGAACCAAAAGUCUUUUGGGGAGGGCAAAAAAAAAAUCAUCCUGAUUACUUUUAAUGGAGUUGUGGUUCGACUUUGAUGCAACGUGAAUGUACGGCCGCGCGGUGCUGAGCGUGGGGCCCGGCGUCGGCUGCAGCGAUGGCACAGCGCAGUGCUGGCGGUGGUGGAGAUGCUGAGUGCAGGGAUGCGCUCUGAGCGCUGUGCCCUGGGCUCGGGGUGGGAGCACGGAGGGGCUCAGAGCGGCCAAGCGGCUGUCGGCCCCCGGGGGCUGCCGUGUCAUUGCCGGUGUGGUUACUAUGGGCCUUUUUCUACUGUACAAGCAGUUUACUGUCCCGGCUGCGGACUGAAUGUAGCGCGCUCUGCUGCCCCUGGGCUCCCCCUGGCUCUCAGUGGUGGCGUUAGGGCAGAAUUUGUCAGCAGCAGCCCCCGGGUCUGGGCACAAAGCCCAGGGCACAGCGGAGGAGCGCUCCGUCCUUCACCCCAUCCCCACCCGGCUUCCCCGCGGCGCUGCCCGUGCCAUCCCUGCACACAGAGCCUCGCUGGCCGCCAGCUGGUGUCUGGGAUCCAUCAGACACGGGGCUCCUCCCGCAUCUCCCGAGCGCUCAGCAUCGCUCCGUCACCCCGGGACGUGGGGCGGGAUGUGGGGCAGCGCACGCAGACGCAUUCGGCCCCAUGUGGGGCGAGCGCAGCACCAGGCUCCCGGCCCUGGGCAGUCAUAGAAGCCCUCUGCCUCAGUUUCCCCACCCGUGGGGGGGACGAUGCGUACCUCACUGUGAGGAGUGCGGGCAGCGUUGGCUACAUGUGAUGUUUCCUCAUUAUUUUGUGCUGUAUGGAGGUUGUGCUGCAGCUCCAGGGUCGGAGCUGCACAGCAGUGGGGCAGAGGGUUGGGGUCCCCCCUGGGGGCAGUGGGGCAGAGCUGCUCUGUACCCACGCAGGGCUUUGCGUGUCUGUCUCCUGAGCACCAUUUCCUGAUUUGAUGUUGUGAUUCUCUUCCUAUUGUAAACGAGUUGAAAUAAAUAAAGCUUCUCGAUGUUGCCCUCA